Molecule: messenger RNA, 1193 nt
Organism: Salvia hispanica
Lineage: Eukaryota; Viridiplantae; Streptophyta; Magnoliopsida; Lamiales; Lamiaceae
Molecular function (GO): hydrolase activity; carboxy-lyase activity
Source: RefSeq, a predicted model, not a curated record
CAAUGAAGAAAAAAUAUGGCAACUCCACAAAGAUGGGUGCAGCUCUCAGUCACAGCUGAAUCCUGUUCAACUCUUUUUGGGUUUGGCUGCUUCAGAAGAAAACGAGUCUCUGCCGUCUCUACUUCACGCCGCCGAUCCCAAAUGGCCGCCGCCGCCGCUUCCUCCGAUCCACCUAAAAUCAUCGAUUCCCAUUUGCACGUCUGGGCCUCGCCCCAACAGGCUGCAGAAAAGUAUCCAUAUUUUCCGGGUCAGGAGCCUACAUUGCCGGGUCAUGUUGAAUUCCUGCUUGAGUGCAUGGGGCAAGCUGGAGUGGAUGGUGCCCUUAUAGUGCAACCCAUUAAUCAUAAGUUUGAUCACUCAUAUGUCACAAGUGUCUUGAAGAAAUAUCCAUCGAAAUUCUUUGGUUGCUGUCUUGCGAAUCCGGCUGAAGAUGGAACCGGCGUCAAACAGCUGGAAGAGCUCAUUUCCGAGGAUGGCUAUCGCGCUGUGCGAUUCAAUCCGUACUUGUGGCCAUCUGGUCAGUUGAUGACAAAUGAAGUUGGGAAGGCGAUGUUUGCCAAAGCUGGAGAGCUUGGUGCUCCCGUUGGUUUCAUGUGUAUGAAGGGUCUUGAUCUGCAUUUAUCGGAAAUUGAAGAACUGUGCACGGAGUUUCCUUCGACAGUUGUUUUACUUGACCAUUUGGGUUUCUGCAAACCUCCAAAAAAUCAGGAAGAAGAACAAUUAUUUUCGAAGCUGCUAAACUUAUCUAGAUUUCCACAGGUGUACGUGAAACUCAGCGCUCUCUUCAGAGUGUCGAGAUGUCCAUACCCGUAUGAAGAUUUGUCCGAUCUUGUAACAAAAGUGGUGUCGAGCUAUGGUGCUAACCGCAUCAUGUGGGGAAGUGACUUCCCUUACGUUGUCCCUGAAUGCGGUUACAAAGAAGCAAAAGAAGCAGUGUGGCAACUUCUUCAACAAGCGCAGUUGUCAUCUUCUGAGUCGGAAUGGAUCAUGGGUCGAACUGCUAAUCAGAUACUCUUCAACAAUCCGUCAUCGUCUUCUUAGAUAUCGAGCUGAACGCUCCCUGGUGCAUUUCCCAUCUCAUUGAUAGUAGCACCCAACUGGAGUAGCUUCAUGGUUUGAUCAUGCAGAAUUGUAAUAACCAAACUUAUCUAUCUUCCAAAUUGAGGUUAAUGAAGCUCCAUAUAUUAAUUCAA